This is a messenger RNA of Monopterus albus (swamp eel), 711 nucleotides long. Its product is annotated as poly [ADP-ribose] polymerase 11-like. The transcript is spliced from 4 exons. The coding region runs from base 1 to 534 and encodes 177 amino acids. NCBI's taxonomy places the organism in Eukaryota, Metazoa, Chordata, Actinopteri, Synbranchiformes, Synbranchidae. Gene Ontology annotation, cellular component: nucleus. The record is from RefSeq and is a predicted model, not a curated record. Gene Ontology annotation, molecular function: NAD+ poly-ADP-ribosyltransferase activity.
AUGUCACCACCUGCUAUGCCUGUGGCAGAUUAUGUGAAGCAGGAGGGGCUGUUGGACAAAAAAAUUGUAUCAAUCAAGAGGAUACAGAAUAUGGACCUUUGGGAACAGUAUUGUAGGAAAAAGCAACAGUUAAUGAGGAUUCACUGUGUCAAAGAAAUUCAAGAGAAAAGACUUUUUCAUGGAACUGAUAUCAAUAAUGUUAAAAGUAUAUGCAAGUACAACUUUGAUGUGCGUUUAGCUGGAAAACUUGGUGACAGUUAUGGCAAAGGAGUGUAUUUUGCAAAACAUGCAUCAUACUCGGACAGACACAUCAGCAGGCAUUUUCAGCCACAGUGCGGAAAUAUUAGAAUAAUAUUCUUAGCUCUGGUGAUGAUUGGAAAAUCAACUGUUGGAGAACCUCAUUUCCAAAAACCUGAUCAUGGGACACUGGAACUCCUUCAUGACAGCUGUGUGGAUUACAUCGAUCAUCCCACUAUUUUUGUUAUUUUUGAUUCAAAUCAAAUCUACCCAGAGUAUCUGAUUGAGUACAGAUGAUGUCGAGAGGGGAGCUGCAGUAUGUGUCAUAUCGUCACGUCUACCUCAAACUGUCUGGUGGGUGAAACUUUUUCCAGCAUAACUCUUGAUAACUUUAAAGAAGGACUUAUAGCAUUCAGACUAAAUUUAAGAAAAAUCUGCAAAAAUAAUGCACUAUGAAACACAUACUUUUAAAAA